Molecule: messenger RNA, 491 nt
Organism: Hyposmocoma kahamanoa
Lineage: Eukaryota; Metazoa; Arthropoda; Insecta; Lepidoptera; Cosmopterigidae
Gene: RpS12
Product: 40S ribosomal protein S12
Exons: 5
Coding region: 22-441 (139 amino acids)
Biological process (GO): translation
Cellular component (GO): cytosolic small ribosomal subunit; ribosome
Molecular function (GO): structural constituent of ribosome
Source: RefSeq, a predicted model, not a curated record
AUCGACAGGUAGAAAUAAACCAUGGCCGAUGUUGAUGUUGAGGUUCCGGUCAACCCCGUGCUCAGCGGGGCGGCGAUGGAUGUGAACACAGCCCUGCAGGAGGUCCUGAAGACUGCUCUCAUCCAUGGUGGACUUGUGCACGGACUCCAUGAAGCUGCUAAGUCUUUGGACAAGAGGCAAGCUGUUUUAUGCGUGCUGGCGGAGAACUGCGAUGAGGCAGCGUAUAAAAAGCUGGUACAAGCACUCUGCAACGAACACCAGAUCCCACUUGUCAAGGUGGACAACAACAAGAAGUUGGGCGAAUGGGCGGGUUUAUGCAAGAUUGACAAGGACGGCAAAGCCAGGAAGAUCGUCGGUUGCUCAUGCGUCGUUAUCAAGGACUUCGGUGAAGAGACGCCAGCGUUGGAUGUGCUGAAAGACUACCUGAAGUCGUCCAGCUAAGUCCUAGGUGUAUGCUCUAAGUUACAAUAAAAAUCCAAAAAAAUCGAAAA